Molecule: messenger RNA, 4082 nt
Organism: Homo sapiens (human)
Lineage: Eukaryota; Metazoa; Chordata; Mammalia; Primates; Hominidae
Gene: DHX16
Product: DEAH-box helicase 16
Exons: 21
Coding region: 2285-3967 (560 amino acids)
Biological process (GO): antiviral innate immune response; mRNA splicing, via spliceosome
Cellular component (GO): U2-type catalytic step 1 spliceosome; nucleoplasm; cytoplasm
Molecular function (GO): ATP-dependent activity, acting on RNA; ATP binding; ATP hydrolysis activity
Source: RefSeq, marked reviewed
GCGGUACGGGAAGACAGCUUUGGGAUGUCGGAAGAUCCUAGAGGUCCCAAGGUAGCUGACUUGCGAAGCUGAGGCUCCAGCCGAGGGCUCCAGGCCUCUGACCGGCCCAGCAGUGAGCGCGGCUGCCCGACGCUUCAGGGCCGGGAGCAGGGAGCGUGAGUCGCCAUGGCGACGCCGGCGGGUCUGGAGCGCUGGGUUCAGGACGAGCUGCACUCGGUGUUGGGGCUGAGCGAGCGGCACGUCGCCCAGUUUCUGAUCGGUACCGCACAGCGCUGCACCUCUGCCGAGGAGUUCGUGCAGCGCCUACGAGACACUGAUACCUUGGAUCUCAGUGGGCCGGCCCGGGACUUCGCCCUGAGACUCUGGAACAAGGUACCACGAAAGGCAGUGGUAGAAAAGCCAGCUCGGGCAGCAGAGCGAGAGGCCCGGGCCCUGCUGGAGAAGAACCGAUCUUAUAGGUUACUGGAAGACAGUGAAGAGAGCAGUGAGGAGACUGUGAGUAGGGCUGGAAGCAGCCUCCAGAAGAAACGUAAAAAGCGGAAACACCUCAGGAAGAAGCGUGAGGAAGAAGAGGAGGAAGAGGCUUCUGAGAAAGGGAAGAAGAAAACAGGGGGGAGUAAACAGCAGACAGAGAAGCCAGAGUCGGAAGAUGAGUGGGAACGGACAGAGCGUGAACGCCUUCAGGACCUGGAGGAGCGUGAUGCCUUUGCUGAGCGGGUUCGACAGCGGGACAAGGAUCGGACUCGAAAUGUCCUGGAACGGUCAGACAAGAAGGCUUAUGAAGAGGCUCAGAAGCGCCUCAAGAUGGCCGAGGAAGACCGGAAGGCCAUGGUCCCUGAGCUGCGGAAGAAAUCUCGCCGAGAGUACCUGGCUAAGCGGGAGCGAGAGAAGCUUGAGGACCUGGAGGCGGAGCUGGCUGAUGAGGAGUUCCUUUUUGGGGACGUGGAGCUGAGCCGGCACGAGCGGCAGGAGCUCAAAUAUAAGCGGCGAGUGCGGGAUCUCGCCCGGGAGUACCGGGCAGCUGGGGAGCAGGAGAAGCUGGAGGCCACCAAUCGCUACCACAUGCCCAAGGAAACCCGAGGACAGCCAGCCCGAGCUGUGGAUCUAGUGGAGGAGGAAUCAGGAGCCCCUGGGGAGGAGCAGCGGCGCUGGGAGGAGGCGCGGCUUGGGGCAGCGUCCCUGAAGUUUGGGGCCCGAGAUGCUGCCUCUCAGGAGCCCAAGUAUCAACUGGUGCUGGAGGAGGAGGAGACCAUUGAGUUUGUCCGGGCCACUCAGCUCCAGGGUGAUGAGGAGCCGUCAGCUCCACCCACUUCAACUCAGGCCCAGCAGAAAGAGUCCAUCCAGGCCGUCCGCCGCAGCCUCCCGGUGUUCCCAUUUCGAGAGGAGCUCCUGGCUGCUAUUGCAAAUCACCAAGUCCUCAUCAUUGAAGGCGAGACAGGCUCAGGGAAGACCACCCAGAUCCCGCAGUAUCUCUUUGAGGAGGGUUAUACAAACAAGGGUAUGAAGAUUGCCUGCACCCAACCCCGGAGAGUGGCUGCCAUGAGUGUGGCCGCCCGAGUGGCCCGGGAGAUGGGUGUGAAGCUUGGGAAUGAGGUUGGCUACAGCAUCCGCUUUGAGGACUGCACAUCAGAGCGAACUGUCCUCCGCUACAUGACAGAUGGGAUGCUUCUCCGGGAGUUCCUCUCUGAGCCUGACCUGGCGAGUUACAGGGUUUAGAAAACAACCAGGAUAGCAGAGCAUUGCUGCCGAGACUUGAAAUACCGUGUGAAGACCAUUUGAAAACACUUGGAAUGCUCAGCUCAGAGGGAGAAACAGGAAGCAUCCUGGUUCCCUCUAAAUAUGUGAAGGCUGUUACAUGGAAAGAAGGAUCAGAUUGUUUUAUGUGACCCUACACGACAUAGCUAGGAGCCAUGGGGAGGUUACAGGGAGACAGAUUCCAACUCAAUACCAAUGGCUGAGUAACCCUCAGAGUGGUGGAGAUUGCAGGGCCUGUCAGAGUGGUUGGACUCUGGGUCUUGGCCCUCCACACAAGUCUUGGGUAGCUUGGUCUGUGAAUAAUGAGCUCUUAGUGCUGGAAAUGGCCAAGCAGGGGUUGGUUGAACAUGUGUUGAGGGGGAAAAGGGAUUCAUGAAUGUAAUGGGGGUGGGGUCAGGCCAGCUGAACAAUAUGUGCCUUUUUGACUCUUCAGAGGCUGUGAAUUUCUGGUCUUGGAAGAUCACAGUGGAGCAAUUGGACAGAUAGGAUUUUAUCCUUCAUAUCCCUUGCAAAAGAUCUCUAAGAACCCAUGGAGAGCCAGCCAGCGCAAGAGUGUCUGAUGCAGAUGUUUUUGCCCAUCGAGCCAGCCUGCUUUGUGGAAUGGCUGGGGACUUCACCAUCACAGUUAGGCGUGGUGAUGGUGGAUGAGGCACACGAAAGGACCCUACACACAGACAUUCUCUUUGGAUUGAUCAAGGAUGUUGCUCGCUUCCGACCUGAGCUCAAGGUCCUGGUGGCUUCAGCCACAAUGGACACUGCCCGUUUUUCCACCUUCUUUGAUGACGCCCCUGUGUUUCGAAUCCCCGGACGCAGGUUUCCUGUGGACAUCUUCUACACCAAGGCUCCAGAGGCUGACUACUUGGAAGCUUGUGUAGUAUCUGUGUUGCAGAUCCAUGUGACCCAGCCCCCUGGGGAUAUCCUGGUGUUCCUGACAGGACAGGAGGAGAUUGAGGCUGCCUGUGAGAUGCUCCAGGAUCGCUGCCGCCGCCUGGGCUCCAAAAUCCGGGAGCUCCUGGUGCUGCCCAUUUAUGCCAAUCUGCCCUCUGACAUGCAGGCCCGUAUCUUCCAGCCCACACCACCUGGGGCACGAAAGGUGGUUGUGGCAACGAACAUUGCUGAGACAUCACUCACCAUUGAGGGCAUCAUUUAUGUGCUGGAUCCAGGGUUCUGUAAGCAGAAGAGCUACAACCCCCGCACAGGCAUGGAAUCGCUCACUGUCACACCCUGCAGCAAGGCCUCAGCCAAUCAGCGAGCUGGCAGGGCAGGUCGGGUGGCUGCAGGGAAGUGCUUCCGCCUGUAUACCGCCUGGGCCUAUCAGCACGAGCUUGAGGAAACCACAGUGCCUGAGAUCCAGAGGACCAGCUUGGGCAAUGUCGUGUUGCUGCUCAAGAGCUUAGGGAUCCAUGACCUAAUGCACUUUGAUUUCCUGGACCCUCCACCAUAUGAGACACUGCUGCUGGCUUUGGAGCAGCUGUAUGCUCUGGGAGCCCUCAACCACCUUGGGGAGCUCACCACGUCUGGUCGAAAGAUGGCAGAGCUGCCGGUGGACCCCAUGCUGUCCAAAAUGAUCUUAGCCUCUGAGAAGUACAGCUGUUCAGAGGAGAUCCUGACAGUGGCUGCCAUGCUCUCUGUCAACAACUCCAUCUUCUACCGACCAAAGGACAAGGUCGUCCAUGCUGACAAUGCCCGUGUCAACUUCUUUCUCCCUGGCGGUGACCACCUGGUUCUGCUAAAUGUUUACACACAGUGGGCUGAGAGUGGUUACUCUUCCCAGUGGUGCUAUGAGAACUUUGUACAGUUCAGAUCGAUGCGCCGAGCCCGGGAUGUGCGGGAACAGCUGGAAGGGCUCUUGGAACGUGUGGAAGUUGGUCUCAGUUCCUGCCAGGGGGACUAUAUCCGUGUACGCAAGGCCAUCACUGCUGGUUACUUUUACCACACGGCACGGUUGACUCGGAGUGGCUACCGCACAGUGAAACAGCAGCAGACAGUCUUCAUUCAUCCCAACUCCUCCCUCUUUGAGCAACAGCCACGCUGGCUGCUCUACCACGAACUUGUCUUGACCACCAAAGAGUUCAUGAGACAGGUACUGGAGAUUGAGAGCAGUUGGCUUCUGGAGGUGGCUCCCCAUUAUUAUAAGGCCAAGGAGCUAGAAGAUCCCCAUGCUAAGAAAAUGCCCAAAAAAAUAGGCAAAACACGAGAAGAGCUAGGGUAAGAGAAGGACGUAAACAGAACCUGACACCAGCUCCUUUUCCUUCUAUACAUUAUUUAAUACCUAUUAAAUAAAAUUAUUUUUGGAAUAAAGCUUGUGGGAACAUUUGGGAUCUAGA